AUGCAAUUCGCCCUCCAUGUCCUCGCGAACGACCUGAACCAUCCAGCUCAUUUUACCAAUAGUACUGAGCUUGAAGUAUGGAUUUGGAUGCAGGGCGUAUUCCCACAAGUCCUCGGUUUUCCCAAUCCUUCUGUCGUUCCAUACUCCAAUGGCGUAUUCGUUUAG
Parastagonospora nodorum SN15 is the source of this 165-nucleotide messenger RNA. RefSeq lists its product as hypothetical. The record is from RefSeq and is a predicted model, not a curated record. NCBI's taxonomy places the organism in Eukaryota, Fungi, Ascomycota, Dothideomycetes, Pleosporales, Phaeosphaeriaceae. The coding region runs from base 1 to 165 and encodes 54 amino acids. The transcript has a single exon.